Rubroshorea leprosula is the source of this 1009-nucleotide messenger RNA. The record is from the annotation of a GenBank genome assembly. NCBI's taxonomy places the organism in Eukaryota, Viridiplantae, Streptophyta, Magnoliopsida, Malvales, Dipterocarpaceae.
CAUCAAUCCCACCAGUUCCUCAUCCAUUUGCAACAUCUUCAUCCCCAUCUUCUCAUUUUUCCCUUCUCUGUUUCAUCUGAGAAAAUGCAUCCCCUUCACCUCCCUGGGUCUUUCUUCAUCAUCAUCAUCAUCACCUUCGUCUUGAUCCAUGCUCCUAAAUAUGCAUCCUCUGCGGAUGAACGUUAUGUGAAAUGCAACAGGACGUUCGCCUGUGGAAACAUUGAGAAUAUUGGCUAUCCUUUCUGGGAUUCAGACGGGCCCGAAUACUGUGGAUACCCGGGGUUCCAGCUGAACUGCAGUGACUCAACCCAGGAGAUCAGAAUCGGGUCAGCAACAUACAACGUCCUUGAAAUCGACAACGAGUCGCGGGUUCUCACCGUGGCCAGAACCGAUUAUCUAGACGACCUCUGCCCACCCUCCCUGAUCAACACCACUUGGAAUCCCGACCUCUUUGAAUUUACUCGCCAUACUCAGGUUAUAAACCUCUAUUAUCACUGCCUCCCUCCUCCUCCUCCUCCAGCUCCUCUAACUCCUCCAACUCCAAUACCAAAUCCAGAAAAUGAUGAGUACUUCAAUCAUUUUACUUGUAAUGGAUACGGAAACACCCCAUGCGGCUAUUAUCUCACCAGAAAUCUCAGUGAGUUGCCCCUUCCGGCUCAUAUUGCAAUCAAUGGCCUCUUGGGUAGGUGCGGUGACCGGGUUGUUCUGGUUGCAAACCAAUCAGAAAUCCAGUCUCUGGAGACAAGUCAGAAUCUGAGCGAGGAAACUCUGGUUGAUGCUCUAGAAAAAGGAUUUGGGUUGCAGUGGAAUGCAAAUAAUAGCUUGUGUGAUCAGUGUGGAGGCUCCGGCGGGCUGUGUGGGUAUGAUAAGGUUUCGAAUAAAUUUUCUUGUUACUGCACAGAUCGGCCCUAUGAUACCGUUUGUCCUACAGGUCAGUUCAUUACUUCUCUUUAGUGAUCAGCCCCAUAGUACGGUUAUUUGUUUAUCAUAUUAAAAUUCGAGAUUUCAA